Fonsecaea nubica is the source of this 474-nucleotide messenger RNA. RefSeq names its product 60S ribosomal protein L24. Gene Ontology annotation, biological process: cytoplasmic translation. Gene Ontology annotation, cellular component: cytosolic large ribosomal subunit. The record is from RefSeq and is a predicted model, not a curated record. Gene Ontology annotation, molecular function: mRNA binding; structural constituent of ribosome. NCBI's taxonomy places the organism in Eukaryota, Fungi, Ascomycota, Eurotiomycetes, Chaetothyriales, Herpotrichiellaceae. The transcript is spliced from 3 exons. The coding region runs from base 1 to 474 and encodes 157 amino acids.
AUGCGUACCUACGACGACACUUUCAGCGCCACCAAGAUCUACCCUGGCAAGGGCAAGCUCUACGUCCGAGGCGACAGCAAGAUCUUCCGAUUCCAGAAUGGCAAGACCGAGUCCCUUUUCUUGCAGCGCAAGAACCCGAGAAGAAUAGCCUGGACCAUGCUCUACCGACGUAUGCACAAGAAGGGUAUCUCAGAGGAAGUCGCCAAAAAACGCACCCGCCGCACGGUAAAACACCAGCGAGCCAUCGUGGGCGCUUCCCUCGAUGUGAUCAAGGAGCGCCGCUCUCAACGCCCAGAGGCCCGUGCCGCAGCCCGUCAAGCAGCGAUCAAGGACGCCAAGGAGAAGAAGGCCGCCAGCGAGAGCAAGAAGAAGGCCGAGAAGGCGAAGAGUGCGGCGAACGCAGCGCGGGGUCAGAUCACGAGCAAGCAGGGCGCCAAGGGUGCACCGAGCAAGGUGCAGGCCAAGAGCCGAUAG